Schistosoma turkestanicum is the source of this 1566-nucleotide messenger RNA. The record is from the annotation of a GenBank genome assembly. Lineage: Eukaryota; Metazoa; Platyhelminthes; Trematoda; Strigeidida; Schistosomatidae.
AUGGAAUAUUAUUUUAGGUUUUCCUAUUUAGAUAAUAAUAAUACUGUGCAUUUUUCUAAUGUAACUAAACUGUCGCCUACAUCUUUCAUUUCAACCAUAAAUGAUGAUGAUGAUGAUGAUGAUGAUGAUGAUGAUGAUGAUGAUGAUGAUGAUGAUGAUGAUGAUGAUGAUGAUGAUGAUGAUGAUGAUGAUGAUGAUGAUGAUGAUGAUGAUGAUGAUGAUGAUGAUGAUGAUGAUGAUGAUGAUGAUGAUGAUGAUGAUGAUGAUGAUGAUGAUGAUGAUGAUGAUGAUGAUGAUGAUGAUGAUGAUGAUGAUGAUGAUGAUGAUGAUGAUGAUGAUGAUGAUGAUGAUGAUGAUGAUGAUGAUGAUGAUGAUGAUGAUGAUGAUGAUGAUGAUGAUGAUGAUGAUGAUGAUGAUGAUGAUGAUGAUGAUGAUGAUGAUGAUGAUGAUGAUGAUGAUGAUGAUGAUGAUGAUGAUGAUGAUGAUGAUGAUGAUGAUGAUGAUGAUGAUGAUGAUGAUGAUGAUGAUGAUGAUGAUGAUGAUGAUGAUGAUGAUGAUGAUGAUGAUGAUGAUGAUGAUGAUGAUGAUGAUGAUGAUGAUGAUGAUGAUGAUGAUGAUGAUGAUGAUGAUGAUGAUGAUGAUGAUGAUGAUGAUGAUGAUGAUGAUGAUGAUGAUGAUGAUGAUGAUGAUGAUGAUGAUGAUGAUGAUGAUGAUGAUGAUGAUGAUGAUGAUGAUGAUGAUGAUGAUGAUGAUGAUGAUGAUGAUGAUGAUGAUGAUGAUGAUGAUGAUGAUGAUGAUGAUGAUGAUGAUGAUGAUGAUGAUGAUGAUGAUGAUGAUGAUGAUGAUGAUGAUGAUGAUGAUGAUGAUGAUGAUGAUGAUGAUGAUGAUGAUGAUGAUGAUGAUGAUGAUGAUGAUGAUGAUGAUGAUGAUGAUGAUGAUGAUGAUGAUGAUGAUGAUGAUGAUGAUGAUGAUGAUGAUGAUGAUGAUGAUGAUGAUGAUGAUGAUGAUGAUGAUGAUGAUGAUGAUGAUGAUGAUGAUGAUGAUGAUGAUGAUGAUGAUGAUGAUGAUGAUGAUGAUGAUGAUGAUGAUGAUGAUGAUGAUGAUGAUGAUGAUGAUGAUGAUGAUGAUGAUGAUGAUGAUGAUGAUGAUGAUGAUGAUGAUGAUGAUGAUGAUGAUGAUGAUGAUGAUGAUGAUGAUGAUGAUGAUGAUGAUGAUGAUGAUGAUGAUGAUGAUGAUGAUGAUGAUGAUGAUGAUGAUGAUGAUGAUGAUGAUGAUGAUGAUGAUGAUGAUGAUGAUGAUGAUGAUGAUGAUGAUGAUGAUGAUGAUGAUGAUGAUGAUGAUGAUGAUGAUGAUGAUGAUGAUGAUGAUGAUGAUGAUGAUGAUGAUGAUGAUGAUGAUGAUGAUGAUGAUGAUGAUGAUGAUGAUGAUGAUGAUGAUGAUGAUGAUGAUGAUGAUGAUGAUGAUGAUGAUGAUGAUGAUGAUGAUGAUGAUGAUGAUGAUGAUGAUGAUGAUGAUGAUGAUGAUGAUGAUGAUGAUGAUGAUGAUGAUGAUGAUGAACGUGCAUAA